This is a messenger RNA of Rotaria sordida, 327 nucleotides long. NCBI's taxonomy places the organism in Eukaryota, Metazoa, Rotifera, Eurotatoria, Philodinida, Philodinidae. The record is from the annotation of a GenBank genome assembly.
AUGUUCUCAUAUUUAUUCUAUUUGAUAUUAGAAAAUUAUGGAUGUAAUCAAUUACUAAGAACAACAUUAGUACCCAGCGGACAAAAUAGAGGACUUUGUUCUUUAACAGAAACUCGAUAUAGUAUUGGUAGUGGAAAACAACAACGUCGACGUUCAAGUGAUUAUCAUCGUGCACAUAAUCCACGUAUACCAACCGUUUCAACACCUGUAUUUCGUCAAUCAAAUUAUCGUACACCAACAUCACCUUAUGCACGAGGAAGUAAACGUAUUGUUCAACAUCAAAAUUCACAAGCAUCACUUAUAUAUGCUUAUCAAUAUCAUCAUUAA